This is a messenger RNA of Leucoraja erinaceus (little skate), 4364 nucleotides long. It is a transcript of the gene stk25b, whose product is annotated as serine/threonine kinase 25b. Gene Ontology annotation, molecular function: protein kinase activity; ATP binding. The transcript has 11 exons. The record is from RefSeq and is a predicted model, not a curated record. Bases 189 to 1472 code for a protein of 427 amino acids. Gene Ontology annotation, biological process: protein phosphorylation. NCBI's taxonomy places the organism in Eukaryota, Metazoa, Chordata, Chondrichthyes, Rajiformes, Rajidae.
CUCGGCGACACGCGGGCGCCUGCGCAAUCGGCGGGCAGUAGGAGGGCUGGAGACCCAAACAGUAAAGAGCUGACGGUUUUUUUCGCGGAGGCUCGAGGCGGCCUUCGGAGGGGGUGAUGGUCCCUCGGGCCUGUCGGUAGAGGUUGUACUGCAGUCCCCGACUUCGGACACCAGCCGGGCUGCGCUUCAUGGAUAUGGCUCACAUUCGGGACUUCAGUUUACAGAAUGCACGCAUGGACCCAGAGGAGCUCUUUACGAAGCAGGAACGGAUUGGGAAAGGCUCUUUUGGUGAAGUAUACAAAGGAAUAGAGAACCACAGUAAAGAAGUUGUGGCAAUCAAAAUCAUUGAUCUGGAGGAGGCAGAGGACGAGAUAGAAGACAUCCAACAGGAGAUUACAGUGCUCAGCCAAUGUGAUAGCCCAUAUGUCACCAAGUACUAUGGCUCUUACCUAAAGGGCACAAAAUUAUGGAUAAUCAUGGAAUAUCUUGGUGGAGGCUCUGCAUUAGACUUGCUAAAGCCAGGCCCUCUGGAGGAGACAUACAUUGCCACAAUUCUGCGGGAAAUCCUGAAAGGUUUAGACUAUCUGCACUCGGAACGGAAAAUUCAUAGAGAUAUUAAAGCUGCUAACGUGUUACUGUCCGAACAAGGUGACGUUAAGCUCGCAGACUUUGGUGUUGCAGGUCAACUAACCGAUACACAAAUAAAGAGGAACACUUUUGUGGGCACGCCCUUCUGGAUGGCACCAGAAGUCAUCAAGCAGUCUGCAUAUGACUUCAAAGCAGACAUCUGGUCCCUUGGAAUUACUGCGAUUGAACUAGCGAAGGGGGAGCCGCCUAAUUCGGAGCUGCAUCCUAUGCGAGUUCUAUUCCUCAUUCCGAAGAACAACCCCCCAACUCUGGAAGGAAAUUACAGCAAGCCCUUCAAAGAAUUUGUCGAGGCGUGCCUCAAUAAGGAUCCCAAAUUUCGACCAACAGCGAAAGAGCUUCUGAAACACAAGUACAUCCAGCGUUACACAAAGAAAACCUCCUACCUAACAGAACUGAUAGACCGCUACAAACGCUGGAAGUCUGAAGGUCAUGGUGAGGAGUCUAGUUCUGAAGACUCUGACCUUGAAACUGAUGGAGAUGAAAGGGAUCAGUGUCCAGUAUGGACUUUCCCCACUGUACGUCCCAGCACCUUAAGCAAGCUUCAAAAUGGAAUGCCUGUACAGAGUUCUCAGAAGUCCUCAGAACCUAUGAAGCGACUGCCAAAGUCAAAGUGCUUGACAACCCUGGUCAAUCCCAUGUUCAGAGAGCUACAAGAGAAGCACAAAGUCACUGGUGGAAAUCUGGGUGCCAUUGAAGAGCUGGAGAAUGCUUUUAAUCUGGCUGAGGAAUCCUGUCCAGGCAUUUCGGAUAAACUGGUAGCACACAUGGUGGAGCGGGUACGAAGGUUUUCAAUAAGCAGUUCUGGCAAGAAUUCGGCACGGUGAGGAUCUUGGCACCUUCAGGGGCUGCCUAUGGGGCCCCGUGACCCAGCACCCAACACCCUUCCUGCUGCAGUUAGGAAAGUCCGUGACUGCUGAUGCCACUGCUUCAUGGCCAAGGCGCUGAGACUCGAUCACACUGUUGGAUCAGAACUGAAGAUGUUUUACUUUUAAAACUGCUGCCAUGAGGGGUGGCACCAAAUAUGAAGGGUUGAUUUUUUUUGUUGUUUUAAUUAGAAGUUAUAAUAUUUUUACAGUUUCUUUAUAUGCAGAGAAGGUUAAUUGAUGGUGUAUAUCAAACUGUAUUAGUAGAAAUGUACUGUGCGAGAGACAGCAUCUCUUGCUUGCCUGUCUAAGAUUCAGUUUCCGAUUUCAAAGGUCAAUUUUUUUAAAUGGUUUUAAAAUUCAAUAAUACCAUUUAUAAGGGUGCGAGGGCAUGGAUUAUAUUCAUUCAGGGUAGAGAUUCUGAGAUUAUGUACAACUUUCACUGAACUCUUUUAAGAUGGGGCCAUGUUCUAAAGCCUGUUUAGCCGGUAGUUGGAUGUAGGAGUUGCUGAUGCUUCUCCAGACUUUAGGUCAGCCAGAUCAUCCUUGAAGAAUUCCUCUGUCUUGGAAUAGUCUGAUGGCAUGAACAAAAUGUCUCUCAACUGCAAAGGCUAUGCUUUUUCAGUCACUCCAAUCUACUGGCCUGUCAGUCUGCUUGAGUAACAGCUUCCUAAUGGACCCCUGCAUGUUGCCGGUGGAGAAAUGGAUAGGCUAUUGAAAUGACUUCGAACAACUGGAAGGGUGAAUUUGUGAAGGAUGAGAUUGAGAAAGGAAUGAAAACAGUUUUAUUUUAAAAAAAACACUUAAAUGUGAAGUUCUAGAAACACUAAUGUUACACCUGAGUAUAUAUUAAUCCCUCGUUCAAACCAGCACCAAAGCUUUCUAUUCUUCCACCUCUCCAAACACUGCAAAUUACAAUGGCAUGAUCCCCCAUUUUUAUUUGUACUGAGACCUGCAAAAGUAAUUGUCUCUAUAGGACAGUUCCACAGUGCUGAAUCAUGGGGUUGGUUGAAAGGGUGCAAAUCAUGCCUGUUGGGGAUUACACAUUUUUGUUUCCCUGAAAAAAAAUUGAAUGGAGGAGAGAGAAAAAUGUAGAGCCUCCUAUGGCAAAAUCUCAAUUUCUGUAAACUCUCCAGCCUGGGUUGCUCAGGAGAGCAUAAAACAAAUGAAUCCGGAUGUUACUUGGAUCAGAUGGUAGAGAAAUUUAAGACUGAGUGUCUUAAGUCAGUCUGGUCAAAUCUAGAUCAGACUCGCUAUGUGUUAACACUCCAAACCUUUCAUUUCUAAACGGGUGCCAAUGGGCAACUGGAAAAAAAACAUCCUGUUUAAUUUAAGGACCAAUGAAAAAGGCAGAUGACUCAAAUAUUUUCAACAUCACAAGUGCCCCCUUGCCCCCAAACUGAUUUUGCACUGUUAGUACUCCAGAGAACAAGAACUCGUAGGCACAUUGAAGAAAUACUACUGUUACAAUUGUACAGCAAUAGAGCUGCUGUUGCCAAAGGAUCACUGGGUCAUUGGAGAUCUGUGGGACUGUGCUCAGUCUUUUAACUGAAACGCUGCUGGCCAACGUCUUUAAUGGCAUGGACAUGGGCUUUCCUACUGAACAAACAGGGGAAACCCUGGUGUUAGCAGGGCAUGUGCAAAGUGAGUUUUGCGAUGCAGUUGUUACUUCAUCUACUUUCAAAGGAAGUUUCUUUAUCUCAUUUGAUGUAGCAUUCAAAGAAAGUUCCCAUAAUAUCGUGCCCCAAUUAAGUUUGUGGUUUCUUCUGAAGGUACCUAAAUGUUCCAAUUUGCAAGUAAGAGCACAUUCCUUCUCGGUUCCAUAGUGUAAUUUAGAAUCUAUAAUAAUUUUAAAUAGAUCCUCUGUAUAGCCUUAAAGGGCAUGAUAACUUGAAUGGAUUAUUUUGCUGUUACACUAUGCAUUAGGAAUAUGAACAAAAUGAGUGACAAUAAUGCUACAAAAUAUGCCCAGCCACAUUGUCUUGUGCAUAACACAAAAACAUUUGACCCAAGUCUGGUAGAAAUGUCAAUGAUGUGGGUGGGGGGGGGAACUAAAAUGAAAAAAAUAAGGUUUUUGUGGGUGUGGAGGAAAUGUAUUUAGUAUCUCAAUGUUCCUGAUCUAAAUGAUAUUUUUCAGAAAGAUGGUAUUACAUAAGGGAAAAAUAGUAUUAAUUAAGAGUGGACUUGGUAUUAAGGGUUGCAAGUAAAACAGGAACUGCAGUGUGAUAUAUGGGGAAAUGAGACAUAUAAGAGAUUUUUUUAAGUGCACUUGGCAAUAUCCAGGCAAAAGAACUAAUCAGUCACCAAACAUGAAAGGAUAGCAAUCUGCCAGUUCCAGCUAUGACUUUAGCAUAAUCCCCAGGAGGGACAGGUUGAUUUAUUUUGCUGGGUUAUACCUCAGUGUUAUGGCUGGAAAUCUGGAGUAACCCAUUCUCCAAUUAGUCUCUGGAUUUUAGUUUGCCAGCACCUAAACAAAAUUAGAUUUUUCCUUUUAAAAUUAUACUGGCUCUGCUUAUCAUCGAAGGCUCCCUCCCGUGGUGAUUCCAGGUCUGACGCAGCUGUAUGCAGUUCCAAGUUACAGAUGCCUGUAUCCCAUUGAGAUGAGCAGUAACUUCACAACUUUGUCAGUGAAACUGGGGAUUGUCUUCCUGUCUGUCUUGUAUCUGUAUACUGUGUGCAUUAACAGUGUACAUGUGCACACCUUGGUUUGCAAACCCAUUUAUUACCUAUCUUAAAAUCCAAUUUAGAUUUGGUUGUAGUUAUUUAUGGUGAAGGAGCGUAUCCAUGCUCUUGGAGCAGUGGAUCGUGUUUUAUAUACAAUGUAAUGGACAAGAAUAAAAUACAAGAAUGGGC